UGAGGUAUGUUCUAUCAUUAUAACAUGAGUGGAUGUUUAAAUCCACAGAUUUUAAAUUAUUAUUACAUUAAAAUUAAAAUGAAUGAACACCAAUUUUCAAAUUUUUAUGUGUUUCCCCUAUUUUCACUUUGAUAAGUGAACCCCACACAGUUGAUCAAAACUUGCACGAAAAAAGGUCUAUAUAUUCGAACAAAAAUGUCUUCAAAUUCAAACACCAAUUCCCACUUGAUUACUUGUUUCUCCUGCUAGGCUGCUACUAAACUUCAAACAAUAAUGGCUUCAAGUUUUCUGUCUCCGGCACAAACCAAGCUAAUCGAUUUCUCGGACACAUGCAAAUCCCAAACCCACCUUUUCAAGCUCCAAGGUGGAUUUUCUCUCAAGAGAAAAAAUGUUAAGGUAACAAUUGGAAAAGGGAUUAGAUGUUCGGCUACACCUUCGGUACCACCAGCGUGGCCUGGGACGGUGCCUGUUGAUGACUUGACUAAGGCGACUGUUACUUGGGACGGCCCUAAACCUAUUUCAAUUAUCGGAUCUACCGGUUCCAUUGGAUCAAAGACACUUUCUAUUGUUUCUGAACACUCCGAUAAGUUUCGGGUUGUGGCACUUGCUGCUGGCUCAAACUUCUCUCUUCUUGCUGAACAGGCAAAACAAUUCAAACCUCAGUUAAUUUCUCUUAGGAACGAAUCCUUAGUUGGUGAACUCAAAGAAGCUUUGGCCGGUGCUGAUUACAUGCCUGAAAUCGUUGUCGGGGAGCAAGGAACCGAUGCGGUUGCCAGCCACCCUGAUGCUGCUAUGAUGGUCUCCUGCAUAGUAGGGUGUGCGGGUUUGAAGCCUACGGUAGCAGCCAUCAAAGCCGGGAAAAACAUAAGUUUAGUGAAUAAAGAAACACUAAUCGCUGGUGCUCCGUUUAUCCUCCCUCUUGCACAUAAACAUAAUGUAAAGAUUGUUCCUGCGGAUUCAGAACAUGCUGCUAUAUUCCAGUGUAUUCAAGGUUGGCCUGAAGGUGCUCUAAGGCGUUUAAUCUUAACUGCUUCUGGAGGUGCUUUUAGAGAUUUGCCAGUUGAAAAACUAAAAGAUGUUAAAGCCGAAUCGAUAAACCAUCCCCUCUUGAGCUUAGGGAAGAAGGUCACAAUUGAUACGGCAACACUUUUCAACAAGGGUCUUGAGGUCAUUGAAGCUCAUUAUCUCUUUGGUAUAGAUUAUGAUAACAUUGAAAUCCUUAUUCAUCGCGAAGGUAUCAUAAACUCCAUGGUUGAGGCAAAGGACUCGUCAGUCUUGGCUCAAUUAACUUUGCCCGACAUGCGUAUACCUACCAUUUACACGUUAUCUUGGCCCGAACGAAUAGACUGCUCGGAGAUUACAUGGCCUCGUCUUGAUCUUGCAAAGAUUGGAUCCUUCACAUUCAAGGAACCCGACAAUAAGAAAUACCCAUCGAUGGAUUUGUGUUAUGCUGCUGGGCGAGCUGGUGGCACGAUGACUGGAGUAAUUAGCGCGGCUAAUGAGAAAGCCGUUCAGUUGUUUAUUGAAGACAAGAUUUCGUACUUGGACUUAUUUAAAGUGGUUGAGAAAACAUGUGAGAAGCAUCAAUCCGAAUUAGUGGCAUCACCUUCACUUGAAGAAAUCUUACAUUAUGACCUUUGGGCCCGAGACUACGCUGAAAGCUUGACGUCAUCGUUAGCCGUUGUAUGAGUAACUAUGUUAAACUGAACCAAUGAACCUGCCACAUGGGUUAACCGGGCAAGUGUUUAAUAAAAGCUAAAGUUGAAAAUUGUAAUUCCCAGAAUGUUUGAUAUGUGCAUCGAUUUGUUCUUGUUUGCUGUAACAACCCGACUAAGUAACGGAAACCCAUUCUCUCAAAACAUGUUCAUGAUCACCAUAAUACAUUCGUUUAAUAUUUCUUUUAAA
Molecule: messenger RNA, 1905 nt
Organism: Helianthus annuus (common sunflower)
Lineage: Eukaryota; Viridiplantae; Streptophyta; Magnoliopsida; Asterales; Asteraceae
Product: 1-deoxy-D-xylulose 5-phosphate reductoisomerase, chloroplastic
Exons: 10
Coding region: 274-1689 (471 amino acids)
Biological process (GO): isoprenoid biosynthetic process
Molecular function (GO): protein binding; 1-deoxy-D-xylulose-5-phosphate reductoisomerase activity; manganese ion binding
Source: RefSeq, a predicted model, not a curated record